Molecule: messenger RNA, 4071 nt
Organism: Mandrillus leucophaeus (drill)
Lineage: Eukaryota; Metazoa; Chordata; Mammalia; Primates; Cercopithecidae
Gene: CFAP251
Product: WD repeat domain 66
Exons: 24
Coding region: 412-3912 (1166 amino acids)
Cellular component (GO): sperm flagellum
Molecular function (GO): protein binding
Source: RefSeq, a predicted model, not a curated record
UCCGUAGCCCGGGAGCCGGGUGUGUGGAAUCGCGGCCCGAGGUUCGCUAUGUCUGAGGAGGAAGCGAGGCAGAGCGGAGGCUCCUCGCAGGCCGGCGCCGUGACUGUCAGCGACGUCCAGGAGCUGAUGCGGCGCAAGGAGGAGAUAGAGGCGCAGAUCAAGGCCAACUAUGACGUGCUAGAAAGCCAAAAAGGCAUUGGGAUGAACGAGCCACUGGUGGACUGUGAGGGCUACCCCCGGUCAGACGUGGACCUGUACCAAGUCCGCACCGCCCGGCACAACAUCAUAUGGUCUGCAAGUGGAUGAUGAGAUUGUGGAGUUCGGCUCUGUGAACACCCAGAAUUUCCAGUCACUUCAUAACAUUGGCAGUGUGGUGCAGCACAGUGAGGGGAGGAAGCUCUACAGAGAAGAAUGUCAGAUGCAGAAGAAGCUCCCGGAGAAGCAACAGGAGAAAAUGGAGAAACAGAAAUGAAAGAAGAGGAGGAACCUAAUCCAAAUUAUAAAGAAGUAGAAAAUCUACAACAGGAAUCAAAAGAUGACACAUUAGCAUGGAGAGAGUCUCAGGAGGAGGAGAGGAAAAUGGGUGAGGAGGAAGGGGAGGAGGAGGAGCAGGAGGAGGGGGAGGAGGAGAAGGAGGAGGAGGAAGAGAAGGAGGAGGAGGGGAAGGAGGACAAAAAGAUUGUCAUGGAAGAAACUGAGGAAGUGGCUGGAGAAGCCCAGGAGAAGGAGGCUUCAGGAAUACAGGAAGAAACCACAGUGGAGCCCCAAGAAGUCACAGAGUCCAUGAUCCAUUUGGAGACACAGAUUACCGAUUCCCAGUCAAUCACAUCAGGAAUUUUCCCAAAAACCCGAAGAGGUAGCAAGUCAAAGCCUUCCUUACAAUUGGAGGAUGCAGAAACAGAUGAGCUUUUAAGAGGCCUAAGCACACAACUUGAAUUUGAUUUGGAUCAAAUCAGUCCUGAGGAACAACAGAUUAGUUCCCCUGAAAGGCAGCCCUCAGGAGAGCUUGAGGAGAAAACCGACGGGAUGCUCCAAGACGAACUGGGACGAGAAAGAAGGGAUUUGGAGCCAGAAAACAGAGAUGAGGGACAAGAAAGUAGAGUAUCCAACAUCCAGUCUGAAGCAGGGAUCUCCAGGGAGUCACUGGUGUCCAGCACCACAGAGGACAUUCUGUUCGAAAGGGAUGAAAGUGCCCCGGUGUAUCCCUUGACCAUGACCUGGUCGUUUGGAUGGAACAGUUCUCUUCCUGUUUACUAUAUUCGAGAGGAAAAGCAGAGAGUUCUUCUGUAUGUUUGCGCUCACACUGCGAUCAUCUACAACGUGUUGAGGAAUAAUCAACACCACCUUCAGGGCCAUGCCAAUAUUAUCUCCUGCCUCUGUGUCAGUGAAGACAGGCGGUGGAUCGCCACAGCAGACAAAGGGCCAGACUGCCUGGUGAUUAUAUGGGACUCCUUCACAGGUAUUCCUGUGCACACAAUAUUUGACAGCUGCCCCGAAGGGAACGGCAUCAGGGCCAUGGCCAUGACCCAUGACGCCAAGUAUCUGGCAACCAUCUCAGAUGCUGAAGUCCAGAAGGUGUGCAUCUGGAAGUGGACUUUGGCAGUGGAAACACCAGCAUGCACUCUCGAACUCCCCAAAGAGUACGGUGUUCAGAACUACCUUACUUUUAACCCAGCAAAUAAUAAAGAAUUGGUGAGCAAUAGUAAAACACAGGCAAUAUAUUAUGCAUGGUAUGAAGAGAGGGAUACACUGGCUCACAGCGCCCCACUUUUAACAGAAAAAACCUUCAACAAGCUUGUGGGAAAGUUUAGCCAGUCCAUCUUUCACUUGAAUUUAACACAAAUACUCUCAGCAACAAUGGAAGGGAAGCUGGUUGUCUGGGACAUACACCGCCCACCCUCAUCUGCCUCCACCUUUUUGGGCUUUCCCUAUAUCAAGCCUUGUAAAUUGGUUCAUUUGCAGAAAGAGGGCAUCACUGUGCUUACUACAAUUGAUAGCUACAUUGUCACAGGUGACAUUAAGGGUAACAUUAAGUUCUAUGAUCACACCCUGUCUAUUGUUAACUGGUACAGUCACUUGAAACUGGGCGCCAUAAGAACUCUGUCCUUUUCAAAGACCCCAGCAACCCCUCCUACCGAAAAAUCAAACUAUCCUCCUGACUGCACUUUAAAAGGUGACCUUUUUGUCGUAAGGAAUUUUAUCAUUGGAACAUCUGAUGCCGCGGUGUACCACUUAACAACAGAUGGGACCAAACUUGAGAAGUUAUUUGUAGAGCCCAAGGAUGCCAUUUGUGCCAUCUCCUGCCACCCCUAUCAACCCCUCAUUGCCAUUGGGAGCAUCUGUGGGAUGAUCAAAGUGUGGAAUUAUGAAAACAAACAAUAUCUUUUCAGCAGGGUUUUUGAGAAAGGGCUUGGAGUCCAGAGUCUGACCUACAACCCGGAAGGAGCCCUUCUUGGAGCUGGUUUUACAGAGGGGACAGUUUACAUUCUUGAUGCAAUGUCUUUAGAAAAUGAAAGCCCAGAGCCUUUCAAAUAUUCCAGAACCAGUGUGACUCAUAUAAGCUUUUCCCAUGACUCCCAGUAUAUGGCAACUGCUGAUAGAAGUUUUACUGUGGCUGUUUACAUGCUGGUGGUCAGAAACGGACAGAGGGUCUGGGAGUACUUAGCAAGACUUCGUUCUCAUCGCAAAAGCAUUCGAAGUCUCCUGUUUGGGGUUUACCUGGACAGCAAUGAGCCUAGACUGCUGAGUCUUGGGACAGACAGGCUCUUGAUAGAGUAUGAUCUUCUCAGGAGCUACAAAGACUGCCUGGAAGUCCUGGACAUUCACCGCACAGACCAGGGCUGCUAUCCCACCUGCAUGGUCUGGUACCCACCACUCACCAGGGAACUCUUCCUGCUUAUUUGCAACAGUGGCUACAAAGUGAAGCUUUUUAAUUCUACCACCAAAAUGUGCAGAAAGACGCUUAUGGGGCCAGCUUAUGGUUCCCCUAUUGAGCAAACACAAGUCCUCCCAGUGAGAAGCAUGGCAGAGCUACAGAAACGCUACUUGGUGUUUAUUAACAGAGACAAGGUUGGACUUCAGAUCUUACCAGUUGACGGCAAUCCACAUAAGACAUCUGCUAUUGUUUGUCACCCAAACGGGGUGGCUGGCAUGGCCAUUUCCUAUGAUGGCCGCUACGCCUUCACCGCAGGAGGGCACGAUCGCUCUGUGGUGCAGUGGAAAAUCACCUUAAGUGUCCUGGAGGCAGCGGUUUCUCUUGGGGGUGAAGACUUGACCCCAUUCUAUGGUCUGCUGUCUGGUGGCCGGGAAGGAAAAUUCUACAGGGAGCUAGAAGACUACUUCUACUAUUCUCAGCUCCGCAGUCAAGGCAUCGACACGAUGGAGACCAGAAAGGUGUCAGAAUACAUUUGCCUGUCGGAGCUUCCUUUUGUCAUGAGAGCAAUUGGCUUUUACCCAUCUGAAGAGAAGAUUGAUGAUAUAUUUAACGAAAUCAAAUUUGGUGAAUAUGUGGACACUGGAAAGCUAAUCGACAAGAUCAACUUGCCAGAUUUCCUCAAAGUGUACCUUAACCACAAGCCACCUUUUGGUAACACCAUGAGUGGCAUCCACAAAAGUUUUGAGGUGCUCGGUUAUACCAACUCCAAAGGGAAAAAGGCCAUUCGAAGAGAGGACUUCCUGAGACUGCUCGUUACUAAAGGUGAACACAUGACGGAGGAGGAGAUGUUGGAUUGCUUUGCUUCACUGCUUGGCCUGAAUCCCGAAGGAUGGAAAUCUGAGCCUGCAACCUCCUCUGUCAAAGGCUCAGAAAUUUGCCUUGAAGAAGAACUUCCAGACGAAAUCACUGCAGAAAUAUUCGCGACUGAAAUUCUUGGCUUAACCAUUUCAGAAGAUUCUGGCCAGGAUGGUCAGUGAAAUUACCAGGAAUGUUUAAAUCACAAAGGACUUUGGGUGUGUGUGCAUGCACAUGCGUGUGUUUUCCAUGAGGCACUGCUUUUUAUGCAUUUCCCUCCCCCCUCUCAUCUUUAGAACAUUUAGACAUUAAAGCAAAUUUCUGGUGAGCAAUGGAAUUCA